Molecule: messenger RNA, 2538 nt
Organism: Dromiciops gliroides (monito del monte)
Lineage: Eukaryota; Metazoa; Chordata; Mammalia; Microbiotheria; Microbiotheriidae
Gene: HTR2C
Product: 5-hydroxytryptamine receptor 2C
Exons: 10
Coding region: 957-2423 (488 amino acids)
Biological process (GO): G protein-coupled receptor signaling pathway, coupled to cyclic nucleotide second messenger; chemical synaptic transmission
Cellular component (GO): dendrite; plasma membrane
Molecular function (GO): G protein-coupled serotonin receptor activity; neurotransmitter receptor activity
Source: RefSeq, a predicted model, not a curated record
CUGUGGUGCGGAGGAGAGGGGAGCCCAGCCCUUCGUGCCCUGAGCCCAGUUUGUCUGUGACUCCCUUACCUCCCACAGUCCCCACCACCCCCUCGCUAUCGCUAUUGUGCAAGGUGGUGAGCAAUCCGCCACAGGAGCGCAGCGCGCGCUUCACUGGGUCUCCUGCUCUCCCCUCCUCUCCCUCACCAGGCAGCCUGUCCCCCGCCCAAAGAGCGCCUUUGCAGGGCUGCUGUUAGUCCCCUUCUCUCUUUCUCUCCCCAAUCGUAGCCCAGUGUUCUCUGGGCCUGGCAGCCUUUGCCUUUAUGCGGGAGGUGAGGUGAGCGCAGAGGCAGUGUGCGCUCCUGCCUGGACUCCCGCCCAGCCUUCCGUCUGGGCUCCACUCCGCACAGCUUGCUCCUGCCCGCCUUCUGCAGGCGCAGGCAGCUCCGGGGGGACCCCGUGCGUGCGCCCGCCGCCGCUGCCCGCGGGGAAAGCUGAUAUCUCCAGUAACAGACCGACUUCUCUGCAUUGUCUACUUCGCAAAGUUGAUUGUGGGUGCGCCUGGACCUUUUCUGAAGACAGCAAAGUGGGACCCUAUCCAGAAUGAUUCCAUUACUUUCUCCUAUUAUAUUAUUUUUAUUCAUGUUCUGCUUUUUUUUCUGUUGGGGAGAUUUUCUUUUCCUUCUUUUCCUUCUCUACUUUGGCCUGGAUCGCUUUCUUUGAAUAAGUUCGCUUCAUUUGAAAGUGACAAGCGGCAGGCAGCCCUUGGAGAGCCAUCUCUCUGCUUUGGACUGAAGACCUCUUCACCCAGGUCUGGAGAAGGAAGAUUUUACAAUUACUUGCCACUCAACAUCUGCUGCUUCACCCAUCAGCAGCACUUGCCUGAGUGCAACUUCCUGUGAGGAAGACCAGGACUCUCGACUGACUGGCCAACUGAUAAUGUUCCCUAGGCGCCCGAACGGAAGCACUGCGCAAUCAUGAGUGUUCUAAUACCCAGACUUAGGGCACUCUCCAGUGUCCUACAAAACGGCAUCAUGGCUUUACAACUCAGCCGCAACCUGACGGACACGGGCCUGGAUGAGUACAUGAAUGGCACCGACAACUCGACCAAACCUGAACCGACCUCGGCUCCCGGUCCAAUCCGCAAGAACUGGCCGGCCCUCCUGAUCUUCAUUGUGAUCGUCAUCACUGUCGCUGGCAACAUCCUGGUGAUCCUGGCCGUGGCUCUGGAGAAGAAACUGCAGACCGCGACCAACUUCUUCCUGAUGUCUCUGGCCGUGGCGGACAUGUUAGUCGGGUUAUUAGUAAUGCCGGUGUCUGUCCUCACCAUCCUCUAUGAGUACACCUGGCCUCUUCCGAAACAACUCUGCCCGAUGUGGAUCUCCCUCGAUGUGCUCUUCUCGACUGCUUCCAUCAUGCACCUCUGCGCUAUCUCCCUGGAUCGCUACAUUGCUAUCCGGAACCCGAUUGAGCAUAGCCGAUUCAACUCUCGCACCAAGGCCCUUCUGAAGAUUGCGAUUGUCUGGACCAUCUCGAUGGCUGUGUCCGUGCCCAUCCCUAUCAUUGGCCUGAGGGAUGAGAGCAAGGUGUUUGUGAACGGAAGCUGCAGCCUGAACGAACCCAACUUUGUGCUCAUUGGCUCCUUUGUGGCGUUCUUCAUCCCGCUGUUCAUUAUGGUCAUCACUUACUGCCUGACCAUUCAGGUCUUGCAGGGCCAGAGCAGCGUGUUUGGGCCUGGGGAGAGGCGGAGGAAGCGGUCCAAGUUUGGCUGCCUGCGGAGGGAGAGGAGUGCCCACAACAUCUCUAUGAUUCACAACCCCAAUACUGGGGGGCCGGUUCGCCUUAUUUCUCCAGGCCAUCGGGAGGGUUAUCGGAAGGGAACCAUGCAAGCCAUUGCCAAUGAGCGUCGGGCCUCUAAGGUGCUUGGUAUUGUCUUCUUCCUCUUUCUGCUCAUGUGGUGCCCCUUCUUUAUCACUAAUAUCAUGGCUGUGAUUUGCACUCAGUCUUGUCGCAAGUCCACUCUCGAUGAGCUCCUGAGUGUGUUUGUUUGGGUUGGCUAUGUGUGCUCCGGCAUCAACCCCCUGGUGUACACCCUUUUCAACAAGACCUACCGCCGGGCCUUCCUCAAGUAUCUUAGCUUUGGCAGGUUGGAUAUGACCAAGAGCCCUCCCAGGCAGAUCCCAGUGAGUGCUGCUAACCUGUACCCCAAGGAAUACACUGGGCGGGAAUACACUGGGCGCGACUUUACCCCAAGGGGAUUCGUCCCAAGGGAAUACAGCCCCAGCCACGAGGAUGACGUGCCCCACAUUGUUCCCCUUGAGGACAGGCCCCCUGCCGAGGUAGUUGAGGUAGUUAUUGAGAUGGAGCCUUGCUCUGCCCAGCCAGUGGAAGCUAUUGUUGAGGAUACUUGUACUGUGGUCAAUGAGAAGGUCACUUCUGUUUAAGAAGGUCUUGCGCCGAGCUUCGGCUCACCCAGAGCGAGCUUCGUCUCGCCUAGAGCUUCGGCUCACCCAGAGCGAGCUUCGGCUCGCACCCCCACCCCCACCUUCGACUCCCCCC